AUGCCUGGAGGUGUGAACUCACCUGUCCGAGCCUUCAAAUCAGUCCGUGGACAACCAGUUGUGAUUGAUUCUGCAAAAGGCUCACAAAUGCGAGAUAUUGAUCGAAAUGAAUACAUUGACUACGUUGGAUCUUGGGGACCUGCCAUUAUUGGUCAUGCCGAUGACGAGGUUCUUGCAGCUUUGGCUGAGACGAUGAAGAAAGGAACAAGCUUUGGUGCUCCUUGUCUCUUAGAGAAUGUUCUUGUAGAAAUGGUUAUUUCAGCUGUUCCAAGUAUUGAAAUGGUUCGGUUUGUCAACUCGGGUACUGAAGCAUGUAUGGGAGUUCUACGUCUCGCUCGUGCCUUCACGGGGAAACAAAAGUUCAUCAAGUUUGAAGGUUGUUACCACGGCCACACAAACUCUUUCCUUGUCAAAGCAGGUAGUGGUGUAGCCACUUUAGGUCUACCGGACUCGCCCGGUGUCCCUAAAUCAGCUACUUCAGAUACUUUAACAGCUCCAUACAAUGAUCUUGCUGCGGUUGAGAAGCUAUUUGAGGCAAACAAAGGCGAGAUUGCUGCCAUCAUUCUCGAACCUCUUGUUGGUAACUCGGGUUUCAUUACACCUAAAGCAUAG
Arabis nemorensis is the source of this 612-nucleotide messenger RNA. NCBI's taxonomy places the organism in Eukaryota, Viridiplantae, Streptophyta, Magnoliopsida, Brassicales, Brassicaceae. The record is from the annotation of a GenBank genome assembly.